UACUCUAUUUUCAUUCCCUUUUCCUUUCCCCAAACUCAAGCACACAUUUAUUGAAGCUCUACUAUUCUGAACUAGAUUGAUUACCAUAUCAUCAUUAAUUAUGGCUUCUUUUAGGUCCUUCAUGGCAAUGCUCAUGUUCUUCAUGGCUUAUUCUUCUGGUUCUUCACUAGCUACUAAAAUUUCCUCAAUCUCUGCAGCACCUGCAGUUUUACCAGGUGCUCCAGCUCCACAAUCUUCGUCUCCAACCUUAUCACCAGACAUUUCUCCUUUGUUCCCUUCACCUUCUGGUGUGCCACUUUCUCCGAGUGAGUCAUCACUGCCCACAAUCCCAUCAAGUCCAAGCCCACCAAACCCUGAAGCUGUUGUUGCUGCUCCUGAACCAGAAUUGGGUGCUUCACCAUCUGGGGCUCCUAUGCCAGUUUCUCAUUCAGUUUCUGUCACUUCUUCAGCUCUGCCUCUACAUGGAUUUUUCUUACUUGGGUUUCUGGUUUUCUGUGUAAUGCAGGUUUGAGAGAUUGUUUUUGUAAUUUUGGUGGAACUGAAAAAGCUUCAAUUAUUGUGUAAUAGUAGUGGUUCCACUUUAUGUCUGUAAACUAUUCUGGUAGUAUAUAAAGUGCUGUAGUAUGAUGA
This is a messenger RNA of Argentina anserina (silverweed cinquefoil), 630 nucleotides long. RefSeq names its product classical arabinogalactan protein 26-like. The record is from RefSeq and is a predicted model, not a curated record. Lineage: Eukaryota; Viridiplantae; Streptophyta; Magnoliopsida; Rosales; Rosaceae. Bases 101 to 511 code for a protein of 136 amino acids. The transcript has a single exon.